Molecule: messenger RNA, 1418 nt
Organism: Zingiber officinale
Lineage: Eukaryota; Viridiplantae; Streptophyta; Magnoliopsida; Zingiberales; Zingiberaceae
Product: 26S proteasome regulatory subunit 8 homolog A-like
Exons: 5
Coding region: 180-851 (223 amino acids)
Biological process (GO): double-strand break repair via homologous recombination; negative regulation of fatty acid biosynthetic process; positive regulation of transcription by RNA polymerase II
Cellular component (GO): BRCA1-BARD1 complex; plasma membrane; BRCA1-A complex
Molecular function (GO): ubiquitin-protein transferase activity
Source: RefSeq, a predicted model, not a curated record
CAAAAAAAAAAAAAUAACCUAGCCAUUGUUCACCGCUCCUCCUCUCGCGCACAACCUUUCCCUCUCGUAGCGAUCUAAUUUAUCAGCCCUAGAGAGAGUGCCCAUUGCGAACCCAAGGCCGAGCGAAAUCAAGGGGAAACGAGACGCAGUGACGACAGCGGUGAGGUAGGCGGAAGGCGAUGGCGUCCGCCGUGGUGGAGAAAAAGCAACCGGUGGAGGUGGAGGGCGAGAUGUGCGCGCCAACGACGCAGGUGAGAGGAGGCGGAGGCAAGGGGUUGCGGCAGUACUAUGUCCAGUACAUCCAUGAUCUCCAGCUCCAGAUCAGGAAGAAGGCGAACAACCUCCAGCGCCUCGAGGCCCAACGGAACGAUCUCAACUCUCGCGUCAGAAUGCUCCGAGAAGAGCUGCAACUGCUUCAGAAGCCUAGUUCGUAUGUUGGAGAGGUGGUGAAAGUGAUGGGGAAAUCCAAGGUCCUAGUCAAGCAUUGGUACUACAUUUUCCUCCGAUUCAAAAAAGGCAGGUACAUUGCAUUUUCCUCCGCUGAUUGUUUUUGCAGUGGAUAUUCUGCAACAAUAUUUUUUUUAACAAAUUGCCAUUUGCAGGCUUCUGGACCUAUGUAUUGCUACAAAGAUGGAAAACUCACUGCAUUGGAGGAAGCAAACCAGCCUGAUGGAAUAUAUGUUCAUGAAAAGUGCGUUGUAUGGGCUCCCCAAGUGUAUUUUUCUAGAGAAAUCGUGAAAAACUUUGAGUUAGAACUAAAGCGAGCAUCAAAGUUAAAAUGCAGCAAAUGUGGGUUGAAAGGUGCUGCUCUUGGUUGUGAUCUCAUUUAUUUAUUGCCUACAGACUCUUGAUGAUGAAUUAUCUCAUUUCCGAGAUACGUCUAGUUUGCUAUCCCAAUCCGACGAACAACUCCUCCUGAGAUACGAGUUGCAAUCCGAUCAGUCAUUACUAGAAGAAUACUAUUUUCCCUAUGAUUCUAAUUGGCUUAAGACACAGAUCAACAGGGGCCUUGAGUUUUGGUUGGGAUACAGGGAAGCAAGCUUUGUGUCAGAGGAUGAGAAAUGGAAAUGUCAAUUCUGUGAUUUUGUCUCCGAUUGCCCAUUUUCAGUUACUUCGUCCAGGGACCGCAUAAGAAGUAGAUAACCAGCUUUUAGUUACACAUUUUGUCUCUGUCAUGCAAUGCUUGCACGAGAUGAGACAAUUGCAGUACAACUUAUAGAAAGUUUACAAUCUGAUGACAAUUUGCUGACACUUGAAACUAUACAAGAAAGUCCACUCCUGCAAUCGAUUUGGAUUGAAAGUGUCUUUCUCAUCCAUUGCAUUUCAUUUCCACUUAUCAUGGAACCAAUUUUACUUAUUACAUUUGUUUGUCUAUUUUUUUCCUAUUGAUAAUUCAUUAUUCUGUACUUUGCUUUGAA